UGAUAUGCACGCAGGGCUAACGUGCGCCUGUAUGUACGCUAAUUUUAAUUCCACUCAAAGCUCCCUGUUAAGAACAGAAGGUUUAUAGAUCGAUACAAACCCUCAGUCAUCUUCUUCGUCUUCUACUUCUUCACUUCCAAAAUGUUCAAAAAGUUUUCGUAUGAAGAUGUAUCCUCACAGAACCAAGUUAAGGCGUCUGUGCAGCGAAAAAUUCGACAGAGUAUUGCAGAUGAGUACCCAGGACUUGAACCUGUUUUGGAAGAUUUGCUUCCAAAGAAGUCCCCUUUAAUUGUCGCCAAAUGUCAGAAUCAUCUGAAUCUGGUGAUGGUGAACAAUGUCCCCCUGUUUUUUAAUGUCCGUGAUGGGCCUUACAUGCCUACCCUACGACUUCUUCAUCAAUAUCCAAACAUAAUGAAAAAGUUACAAGUAGACAGGGGUGCAAUAAAAUUUGUCCUUGCUGGUGCAAACAUAAUGUGUCCUGGACUUACAUCUCCAGGUGGUGCUUUGAAUGAAGAAGUGGAAGCAGAAACUCCUGUGGCUAUAAUGGCUGAAGGAAAACAGCAUGCUCUUGCGAUUGGCUUUACAAAAAUGUCAGCAAAAGACAUAAAGGCAAUCAACAAAGGAAUUGGGGUAGACAACAUGCAUUAUCUGAAUGAUGGUCUGUGGAAGAUGGAGCGUCUAGAUUGAAGAUUUGCCAAGAGCAACUGCAGUAACAUCUAAAUUCAAGACAAAGAAAGUUAAGUUUAUUGGCAUCAUGCUUGCACUGCAGCUGUGUCUUGUAGAUGUUGCAAAAAGGAGUUGUGUAAAUUUUUGUUCGGUUAUCUUUAUUUGUUUCCCUAUAAACAUUACAGAUAUUGUUUUUACCUCAAAGAUUUUUCCCUUAAUCAGGUUAUUAUGCCUUUUCCUGUACUUCAGUUUAACUCCCCUUCCAGUGGGUGUUCUGAAAUCCAGGAUGUUUGCCCAGUUAACUUACUUAUGUGAUUGGUUUCGAUUGA
This is a messenger RNA of Hevea brasiliensis (rubber tree), 995 nucleotides long. RefSeq lists its product as uncharacterized. The record is from RefSeq and is a predicted model, not a curated record. Gene Ontology annotation, biological process: formation of translation preinitiation complex. The transcript has 8 exons. Gene Ontology annotation, molecular function: RNA binding. NCBI's taxonomy places the organism in Eukaryota, Viridiplantae, Streptophyta, Magnoliopsida, Malpighiales, Euphorbiaceae. The coding region runs from base 142 to 687 and encodes 181 amino acids.